Melozone crissalis (California towhee) is the source of this 1482-nucleotide messenger RNA. RefSeq names its product malonyl-CoA decarboxylase (gene MLYCD). Gene Ontology annotation, biological process: fatty acid biosynthetic process; malonyl-CoA catabolic process; positive regulation of fatty acid oxidation. Gene Ontology annotation, molecular function: malonyl-CoA decarboxylase activity. Bases 16 to 1380 code for a protein of 454 amino acids. The transcript is spliced from 5 exons. Gene Ontology annotation, cellular component: peroxisomal matrix; mitochondrial matrix. The record is from RefSeq and is a predicted model, not a curated record. NCBI's taxonomy places the organism in Eukaryota, Metazoa, Chordata, Aves, Passeriformes, Passerellidae.
GGCGCUCCCCCGGCCAUGGAGGAGCUGCUGCGCCGCUCGGUGCCGCCGCUGCCGCCCUACGAGACCAAGGAGAAGGCGCCGCCGCCCGCCGAGCUGCGCGGCGCGGAGUUUGUGCGCUUCUACCGCGCACUGCAGCCCGGGCCACCCCGCGCCGAGCUCCUGACCCGCCUGGCCCGCGACUUCGGCGUGGAGCACGGGCGGGUGGCCGAGGCCGCCGCCAAGGUGCUGCAGGCCCGCGAGCAGCGCAGGGAGCCCGGGGCGCUGCUGCAGGCCGAGGACCGGCUCCGCUACUACCUGAACCCCCAGUACCGAGGGCUCUUCCAGCAGCUGGGCCGUCUGGAGGGCGGUCUGCGCUUCCUCGUGGAGCUCAGGGCCGACCUGAUGGAGGGGCUGGCGAGCAAGGCCGUGGAUGGGCCCCACGUCAAGGAAAUGAAUGGAGUUCUCAAGAACAUGCUCUCAGAGUGGUUCUGCACAGGAUUCCUCAACCUGGAGCGGGUCACAUGGCAGUCACCCUGUGAAGUGCUCCAGAAAAUUAGUGAUUCUGAAGCUGUGCACCCUGUGAGGAACUGGGUUGAUAUGAAGAGGCGAGUUGGGGCCUACAGGAGGUGCUACUUCUUCUCUCACUGUGCCAUCCCAGGAGAGCCCCUGAUUGUCCUGCACGUGGCACUCACCAGUGACAUCUCCAGCAGCAUCCAGGCCAUAGUGAAAGAAGUGCCACCUCCAGAGACAGAAGAUCCAGACAAAAUCACAACAGCAAUUUUCUACUCCAUCAGUUUGACUCAGCAGGGCCUGCAGGGGGUGGAACUUGGCACUCACCUCAUCAAAAGAGUUGUCAAGGAGCUGCAGAAAGAACUUCCUCAGAUAGAAGCUUUUUCCACGCUUUCCCCUAUCCCAGGAUUCACAAAAUGGCUCGUUGGUCUCCUCUCCUCCCAGACAAAAGAGCAGGGAAGGAAUGAACUUUUUACAGAAUCUGAGUGGCAGGAAAUCUCCGAGCUCACAGGAGACCCCACCAGUAACACACUGAAGAAACUGCUGAACACCAACGAGUGGGUGAGGUCAGAGAAGCUGACCCAGGUGCUGCACUCCCCCCUGAUGAGGCUCUGUGCCUGGUACCUGUAUGGGGAGAAGCACAGGGGCUAUGCCCUCAACCCCGUGGCCAAUUUCCACCUGCAGAACGGCUCGGUGCUCUGGAGGAUCAACUGGAUGGGGGACAGCAGCCCCAGGGGCAUCGGCGCCUCCUGUGGCAUGAUGGUCAACUACAGGUAUUUCCUGGAGGAGACAGCCGCCAACAGCGCCCUCUACCUGGCCUCCAAGCAGGUCAGGGCCUCCGAGCAGGUGCUGGCUUUGGUGGCCCAGUUCCAGCAGAACAGCAAGCUCUAGGGGCACAUCAUCAUCAUCAUCAUCAUCAUCAUCAUCAUCAUCAUCAUCACAGUGCGUGGUGCUGACCGCAAAGAGCUGUGCUCACCUGCACUGUCUUAUUUC